AUGCCCACCUCUAUUCGACGCGUAGCCGUCAUCGGCGCUGGACCCGCCGGAGCCAUCGCCACCGACGCCCUCGUCAAGGAAGGCGUCUUUGACACCAUCCGCGUCUUCGAGAGGCGCCACGGAGCUGGCGGAACAUGGCUCCACACACCGCAUCUCCCCGCCGCCAUCCCUUCGCUGGAAACCCUGGUCUCCGGAAAGGCGGACCGGGCCGUAGACAUCCCCGAACGGUUGCCGGCCAUCACGCCCCUAUCCGAGGCCGUCAACAGCCACCAGCAGCGCUUCUCCGACACCGCCAUCCACGAGAACCUCCACAGCAACAUCACGCCGGGCAUCAUGAGCUACACCCAGGAGCCUCUCCCCGACCGCCUCUCCCAGCGCGCGCUUGAAGAGUACGGCCCCACGUCCCCUACCGGCACCACACCGUCAUCCGCGACGCGCCGUCAAGAGAACCGGGAAUGGGUGUUGACGCUGCGAAAAGUCGUGCGCGGCCGCAACUACUGGUGGCAGGAGGUCUUUGACGCCCUCGUUGUCGCGUCGGGCCAUUACAAUGUCCCCUGGUUCCCGGAUACACCUGGCUUGCUCGAGUUUGACAGGAAGUUCCCCGGGGCCAUCCAGCAUAGCAAGCAGUUUCGCGAGGCUUCUCCUUAUAAAGGAAAGAUUAUCCACGAGCUUUUGGAUGCUGUCGAAGGGCCCGUGUACGCGUCCAUCCGCGGCGAGCCGAUCCCAUCAUUCGGCUGGGAACCGUUCAAGCACCCCAAAAUACAAGUGAAACCCGGCGUCAGCCGCCUCGAUGCGCAGAGCGGAACCGUCCAUUUCACCGACGGGUCGAGCGUCGAACGAGUUGAUCACAUCAUUUUCGGGACCGGAUACACCUUCAGCUUCCCUUUCUUGCCCGCGGUCCAGUCGCGAGUCCAGGAUGCCUAUCGCCGCCUUCCCGGUGUCUAUCAGCACACGUGGAACAUUGAUGACCCUACACUCACAUUUGUUGGCAUGCUUGGCGGAGGGUUUACCUUCCGCGCUUACGAGUGGCAGGCCGUCGCAGUCGCGCGCUUCUUGGCCGGGAGAGCCAACCCGCUGCCGUCCAUUCCAGAGCAGCUCGAAUGGGAAAGGAAACGAGUAGCGGAGAAGAAGGGCGGCAAGGAUUACUACUCCAUCGCGCCAGACUACGCCGACUUCUUCGAGUUCUUGAGAGGGAUAGCCGGUCCCCCAGCCCCGGGAACCAGCGGUAGAGUGCUUCCCCGUUCGACCCCAGUGGCUCGAGUCCCCGGGCCGCUCGAAACGAACCCAUUCGCUCUCCUUGCAGCUUAG
Parascedosporium putredinis is the source of this 1308-nucleotide messenger RNA. NCBI's taxonomy places the organism in Eukaryota, Fungi, Ascomycota, Sordariomycetes, Microascales, Microascaceae. The record is from the annotation of a GenBank genome assembly.